UUGAAGAAGUGGUUGCCUCUUGAAGUGUUAUGCUUCAAUGACCAAACAUAUCAUGCAAUUAAAUCUCAUUUAGAGUGUAUCGAUCAGCAUGAACGUGACAGAUUAAAGUUGUCGACAACUACAAACUGGUUGCUAUAAGUCACUUGAAUAGUUUCUUUUUAUUUGCAAAGUCGCAGUCUUCUCUCUUCAUACCACUGGGACGCAGUUUACGUGGAAGUGCCUGCAGCAUUUACCAGAUGUCUGGCUGCUUAAAAAACUUCAGAAAACUCAGCUCAUUCGAAAUGAUGCUCAUUGAGUGCUUCCUCCUUCUGCUGGCUCUUUGUGUUGGGUUACUAAUCUUCAGCUGGCUUGCAAUCAGGCAACCCAAGGCCCUCGAUAUCCACAAUGUGACCAACCAGUCUUCCCAAGUCUCAAGUGGGUCCUUUAAAAUUACCCAAGGAGCCUCAUACACGACAACGUUACAGAACAAAUCCUCACUACAAUUCAAGGCACUUGCCUUUGAAGUCGAACACCUGGUUCAGAAAAUAUUCAUGCAGAGCGAACUUCGUGACCAAUACAAAAACUGUGAAGUUUUACAAUUCAAAAACGGGACCGUGAUUGUACUGUUCAAUCUUUAUUUCUUCACCACUGUGCCAAACAUCAAGGUGAAGACUGAAAUGCUGACCGCCAUCGAAACUAAUCAAGGAUCAUAUCUGGGAAAGUUCCGAAUUGACACAAACAGCAUUCAGAUUACAGACUUCCCAGCACCAGGGGAAUCGACAACUCAACAGCCACCAAGUAAGCCAACACCCACAAAAGAAAACGGACAGCAAAGCAGCCAGCAAGUAAGCCAAGUGUCAACGCCAGGACAUUGCCUUCCAGGAAACAGAAUAUGUGCUGAUGGUAUAACCUGCAUCGACAAGGCCUUGUUCUGCAAUGGAAAAACAGAUUGCCCUGACAGCUCAGAUGAAGACGAACAACAUUGUGCUACACCCUGUGAUGGAAAGUUUCUGCUGACUGGUACAUCUGGUUCCUUUCAUUCAAUUAAUUUUCCCAAGCCAUACAACCCUAACACUGUCUGCCAAUGGAUUAUAAGAGUUGAACCAGGAUUUUACAUUCAAGUGAGUUUCACAGACUUCAAAAUCGAGUUAAGCAUUGACUACCUCGACCUGUACCAAGGAACAGGAUCCAGUAAAGAAUUAAUUGCUUCACUUACAGGUUUCAAUCCUGGAUCCGUCAGAAUUUUUUCAAAUGAGGCUACAGCUGAAUUCUGGACUGAUGAAAUCCAAACUUCCGACAUUGGUUUCAACGCAACCUUUACCGUGUUUAACAUUAAUGUUACCAGCAAUCAGGAGAAAGUGAACUGCAGCUUUGAGAAUGGAUUUUGCUACUGGAGACAAGAUCUAACAGCUGAGGGAGAAUGGGAUAGAAUCAAUGGGCCAACUUACCCACCCUUAACCGGCCCAAAUGAUGACCAUACAUAUGGGAACGAAUCAGGAUAUUACAUCAUGACUCCAUUCCAACCAUUUCACAAGCCAAGAAAGAUCCGCCUCCUCAGCCCUAUGUUAUCUGUUGAGACUGAGUCCUCAUGCCUCACGUUCUGGUACUACAUGUAUGGAAUCCAUGUUUCUCGCUUGCGUGUUUACAUCACCAGCAACAAAAAUGUGUCACGGACAGCUUUCCAAAAAGAGGGAAAUUACGGCAAUCAGUGGAAUUACGGGCAACUGACAAUAAAUGAAACGGACAAAGUCAUGGUUGUCUUUGAGGCUAUUAAGGACAUCAGACAACUCUCUGAAAUCGCUUUGGAUGAUAUAUCACUUACAAAUGGCAUCUGUAAAGACAGUGGAUAUCCAGAGCCAACAGCUGAACCAAAACCCACAACUCCAAUUCCUGGACCAACUGACUGUGGAGGACCUUUGGAACUAACUGAAACAAACACAACCUUCAGCUCAAUGAAUUACCCAAAAAACUACAUGAAUAAUGCUUUUUGCACAUGGUAUUUAAUCGCAGACAAGGGUAAAAAUAUACAACUCCAUUUUGAAGACUUCAACUUGGAAAAUAUUUUUGAUGUGUUGGAAGUCAGAGAUGGGAGAGGAGAAGAUUCUUUACUGAUGGGUGUAUAUACAGGUCACCGUGUCUUGAAUGAUCUCUUCUCCACCAGAAGUGAAAUGACAGUGUUCUUCACCUCGGACAAGAGCGUAACCAGAAGUGGAUUCCAGGCGAAUUUCACAACGGGAUUUCACUUAGACCUGCCAGCUCCAUGUGCUGUCACAGAGCACCAGUGUAAAAAUGGUUUGUGUAUCUCUAAGGAUAAGUUAUGCAAUGGCCAUCGAGAUUGUAAAGAUGGAUCUGAUGAAAAACAUUGUGUGCGCCUAUUGAAUGGAUCUCGUAGCAGCGAUGGGUUGGUGCAGUUCAAUUUAAAGACUGAAUGGCACUCAAUAUGUAUAGACAAUUUUUCAGAGAACAUAUCAAAUGCCUUAUGUGUGGAGUUGGGCUUCAGGAACAGCAGCAAAACAUCACCAAUUUCUGCAAAUGGCACUGAAUCCUUUGUAAAACUGGAUAAGAACUCAAAUGGCAGUUACAUAUUUGUACCAAGCACAAAAUGUUACCAGAACAAAGUAGUGUACCUGAAUUGUAACAGGAAACCAUGUGGGAAGAGUCUGGGCGAACCACAGGGACUUGGGAAGAUAGUAGGCGGUAAGGAUGCAGUAGAAGGCACAUGGCCGUGGAUCGUUUCUCUUCAUUUUGGUUUUCGGCAUGUGUGCGGAGCCACAUUAAUCAGCGAACAGUGGAUCGUUUCAGCAGCUCACUGCGUUUAUGGGAGAAACCUUGAACUCUCAAACUGGAAGGCAAUACUGGGCCUACACACUCAGUUCAAUCUUACCACCCCCCACACACAGAUUCGAGGGAUUGAUCGAAUCUUGAUGAAUCCUCAUUACAACAAGCGGAAAAAGGACAGUGAUAUUGCCUUGAUGCAUUUGAUUUCAGCAGUGACUUACACGGGGUUUGUUCAGCCUGUAUGCCUCCCAGACAGGAACCAGCACUUCUUAACAGGAAUGAGAUGUUAUAUUGCUGGUUGGGGUGCCCUAUCAGAAAAUGGGCCACCUCCAAAUGUUCUGCAGGAUGCAGUGGUCCCGCUCAUAUCCAAUCAAGAAUGUCAAGAUCAGUUGCCGCAGUAUAACAUUACGGGUAGCAUGGUUUGUGCUGGCUAUGAAAAAGGAGGUGUGGACACAUGCAAGGGAGAUUCAGGAGGUCCUCUCGUCUGUAAACAAGACAGCCAGUGGUGCCUGGCUGGAAUCACCUCCUUUGGACAUGGAUGUGGGCUCCCUCGCAGUGCAGGGGUUUAUGUACGCGUUACAAAAUUUGUGGAAUGGAUGCAAGAGAUUAUUAAUUUUUACACUAAUUAACCUGACCGAAAGUUUGUUUUAAUAUUCAAAGAGUUUUGUUUUCUAUGGUAGCAUUUUGUUGAAUGUGUUCACAUGUAAUUCUCCAUGUGCUUCAUAGCCACAGCUCUUGAGCAUUUUGUUCGAUAUCGUUAAAGCAGUACACAAGAAUCAUCCAUGCCCCAUAAUUGCGAGACAAUGACCAUCUCCAAUAAGACCGAAGCUAACCACUAUCCCCCUUCACAUUCAAUGGUAUUGCCUUUGCUGAAUCCACACAAUCAAUAUUCUGGGGAUUUACUAUUGACCUGAAACUUAAUUGGGCCAAUCAAAUGACUACUGCGGCGACAAGAGCAUGUCACAAGCUGGAAAUACUGCAGCAAGUAACUAAACCUCCUGACUCCUCAAAGUUUGUCCACCAUCUUCAAGGCACAAGUGAGGGCGGUGAUGGGAUACUCCCCAUCAAGUGGGAAUACUCCCCACUUGCCUGCAUGAGUAUAGAUCCACCAAGACACAAGAAACUCAACAACAGUUGUCAAAAUAAGUUGCUUGAUUGGUGUCCCAUUUACCACGAUCAUCCUUUACUCCUUUCACACCACCAGUGCACACAGUGUUAACUAUCUGUUCCAUCUACAAGGUACAGGGCAACUGGUUACUCAGCCUCUUUCAACAGCACCUUUCAAACCUGCAACCUCUACCACACAGAAGAACUGGGGCAGCUGAUGUUUAGAAACACCAUCAGCUGGAAGUUUCCUCUGAGUCACCCACUGCCCUGAUUUUUUUUUGUCACAGGAUCAAUGUCCCUAAACUCUCUCUCCAAUGGCAUUGUGAGUGUUCCCACACCACAUGGACUACAGUGACUCAGCACUUCUUUCUCAAGGACAAUUAGGAAUGAGAAAUAACUACUGAUGUUCACAAACAGUAAACAAAAAAUAGCACAGAAAUUAUAUGUGAAUUUGCUGAAUUACUGCAUUACCAGUAGAAAACCAAACCUCUCAGUGCUGGAUAUGCAACAGUUAUUUCUAAAGAUCUGUUGAAUGGAAACUCUGCUAAAAUUGAUUGUUGUUGAAUUAUUCCGUUUUAUACUUAAUGGCACAUUAAAGAAUCGUAUUCAAACUGUUGCUUGCUGAAAAAUUUUCAAAGGAAAAGAUCUGUGCAGUUCAAUCAAAAUGCAAUACUGCUGACAUGUGAUGCCUCCUUCCAUAUUUUCUUCUUGACUUUUUAAAGCCGGCAUUCACUUGGUCCCAGUUCUUUCUGUAAUCACAACGAGAAAAACAUUGGUAAUGGUUUUUUAUCCAAUCUUCACACUUUUGCUUCAAGAGUCGUGCAAGGACCUAUCCUUAACCACUUGUCCUUUCCUCCAUCCAGAUACUGCCAUUUAGCAGUAUCAUCCAAAGAGCUGAGGUCACUCAGCACCCUCUCUUCACUGCCGUCUCAGUCCUCCACUGCCUCUGUAUUGUUGCACUGCUUGUCUGACACCUGGAUCUGUAAGGAAGCAUUGUCAAAAGCGGAGCUAUUCUAGCAUCAAUUCCACAUCUUUGCCAAGGCAUCCAGCCUUCCUCACCAGCCACUGCCUCAAGCUCAAACAGAUUGUCUGUUACCUUGAGUUCACUUGAAGUUCAUGACCACAUUCUUCCGUAUUUCUCAUCUGUGGCUCAACUUCGCUCUAUCUGCCAGUAAAUCUUCAUCCAGACUCAACCAACCCAAUAUUGCUAUUACUAGUGUUCAGUCUUCCACCUCCCUGCACUGCAUCUUGCUAAUCCACACUGGUUCCCAGUUUGACAAAUUCUCUUCCUUGUAUUUAGAUCUCUUUUGGAGCUACAUGUUCUCUUUCUUUGUAACAUUCCUGUUGUACAAUCUUUUGCGCUAGGAUCUACAGUUGUCUGACUCUGGACUGUUGAACAUUCUUCUCAUCCUUUAAUCCAUCUUCUGCAGUCAGGUCUUCAACCACCUCAGCCACAUGCUCCAUCUGGUAAUUUGUCCCUUGUUCUCAUUAGAAAACAAUGGGAUUUUUUUCUGACCAGGACUAUGGAAGCCUUACCUCAUUGGUUCUGCAUCUAUUUAUUAAAUUUCUGUGGCUCAUGUUUUUCAUUCUAUUAAAAU
Molecule: messenger RNA, 5462 nt
Organism: Stegostoma tigrinum
Lineage: Eukaryota; Metazoa; Chordata; Chondrichthyes; Orectolobiformes; Stegostomatidae
Gene: tmprss15
Product: transmembrane serine protease 15
Exons: 26
Coding region: 237-3386 (1049 amino acids)
Biological process (GO): proteolysis
Cellular component (GO): membrane
Molecular function (GO): protein binding; serine-type endopeptidase activity
Source: RefSeq, a predicted model, not a curated record